UAGCAUUGCAGUACCGGUUUAUCUAUAAUUGUUCCACACUAGUUCUGAAAAGUGAAAACUUCAUUCUCGUUUUCCAGAUCUUUGAUUCAUUCUUGAAAAUGGGUUUUAUUAAUCUUUGUAGAAUUUUUUCAUUUUUUCUCAUAAUUUUUGUUAAUCAGUUUUCAGCUUUCUCUUAAAUUCUUUAAAAAAAUAAAAAAAAAGAAAAACUUUUAUUCUUCCUGUACCCUUAGUAAGCUAAGCUAGAUCUUUUACAGGUCAAUAUAAUUUUUUUUUCUUAAUAUUUCUAUUAAAUAUUCUUCUAUACCGUGUAAAAAAUCAAGACCACAAGAUUCUGCUUUUGCAUGAAACUCUUUUAGGUGGAAGUGUGGAACCCAUUUUUAUUAUUUUUUUCUUUUUUAAGUAGUGGAUUAAAGGCUGUCGUUUGGUUCUUUGUUUGUUUUUUCUCAAAAGUUUCUUCAUUUCUGUCACAUAGUAGAUAUAUAUGAUCAUUGAUUCAUUAGAUAAAAAUAUUUCUUUCUUCAAUCUAAAUGAAUGGAGUUUGAGGCUUAGCUUUGAGUUCCUUUAUCAAAUUUAGCAUGGAAAAUUUCUGGGUUUUUUCCCGUUGCUUUUUUUCUGCACUUAUUCUUGCUCUGCUAAGUCCCAUGUCAAUGGGGCAAUUGACCCCUAGUGAAAAUCGUCUUCUUUUUCGAGUUCAAAAGCUUCUUGAAUAUCCAGAAGUUCUUCAGGGAUGGAACAAUUGGACUAACUUUUGCUACCUUCCUUCUUCUCCUUCCCUCAAGAUUGUCUGCUCCAACAAUCGGAUAUCAGAGUUAACCAUAAUCGGAAACAAAAGCUCACCUUCUCAUAUCCAGAAACCAGUUUCUCGGAAAUUUGAAGUUUACCAGGAAACUCUUUCAGAAAAUUUCUCUAUUGACUCUUUGUUCACUGUUGUAACAAAGCUUUCCAACUUGAAAGUCUUAUCAUUGAUGUUCUUGGGAUUGUGGGGUCCAUUACCAGCAAAGAUCAACAGGUUUUGGUCGCUUCAAGUGCUUAAUAUUAGCUCAAAUUUCAUUUAUGGUGAAAUUCCUCCAUCAAUUGCUUCAAUGAAAACUCUCAAAAGUCUUGUCUUGGCUGAUAAUCUCUUCAAUGGAAGUGUUCCAGAUCUUAAAAGCUUAACUGUUCUUGAAGAGCUAAAUUUGGGAUAUAACCAUCUUGGACCGCAAUUUCCUUCACUUGGGAAUACCCUUGUAAGUAUUAUAUUGACAAACAACUCUUUGAGAUCUGAAAUUCCUUCAAAACUUACCAAAUUUGAUAAGCUCCAGCAUUUUGAUAUCUCUGUCAAUAAAUUCGUCGGUCCAAUCCCACCUUCUUUGUUCUCUAUGCCUUCAAUUCAGCACCUAAAUUUAGCUCAAAACCAAUUAAGUGGUGCACUUCCAAUGAAUAUAACUUGCAGUGUUAAGCUCAAAUUCAUAGAUAUUUCACACAAUCUUUUGAUAGGAAAACUACCAUCCUGCAUCGGAUCCAAGUCUUUGAAUCGCACAGUUUUCUACUCAUGGAACUGUUUGUCAAACCAAAACAUAAAGAGUCAGCACCCAUAUUCAUUUUGUCAUAGAGAAGCAUUAGCUGUUAAACCUCCAGCUAAAACUCUCAAGAAGGAAUCCAGCAUCAAAUUAAGCCUAGUACUCGGUAUCAUUGGAGGUGUUGCUGGUGUCGCCGCGGUUCUUGGGCUGCUGGUUUUGGUCAUUCUCCGAAGAAAAAACUUAAGAAGAGCUGAAAACAAUAACUUUGACAGAUCCCUUGCUGAUAAAAUGUCUGUACGUAGCUCCACUAGACCAAACAUUGAUGCAAGACGAGUGCCUCAGACAGCAAGGUUACCAGCCACUGGGCUCCCUCCAUAUCGAGUUUUCACAUUGGAGGAAAUUGAUGAUUUAACAAACAAUUUUGAUCCUUCAAAUUUGGUAGGGGAAGGAUCUCAAGGAAAGCUCUACAAAGGGUGGCUUAGAGAUGGUUCCGCUGUGCUGGUGAAAUGCUCAAAAUUAAAGCAGAAGCACGUGUCUCAAUCCCUAAUGCAGAGCAUGGAUACAACAUUAUCAAAGCUAAGGCAUCGGCAUUUAGUCAGUGUUCUUGGACACUGCAUUGUUACUUAUCAGGAUUCCCAUCCCAAUGCAGCUACUAGCACUGUCUUUAUUGUUCUUGAACACAUUACAAAUGGAUCGCUAAAAGACUAUCUCACAGAUUGGAGAAAGAAAGAGAUGCUAAAAUGGCCUCAAAGGAUGGCGAUUACUAUUGGCUUUGCAAGGGGAGUUCAGUUCUUGCAUACGGGAGUUGCACCUGGAAUCUUUGGAAAUAAUUUGAAGAUAGAGAAUGUAUUGUUAGACAACAGUCUUUCUGCAAAAAUUAGCGACUACAACAUUCUCUUGCCAUUUAAGAGUGGCUCUGAGAGUCCUCUGAAUGGAAAAGGUGGUCAUCUAGACAGUGCUGAAUAUGGGGAGAAGGAAGAUAUUUAUCAAGUGGGUAUCAUAUUACUUGAGGUCCUUAUGGGUAAACUAGCCAAUUCCACAAGAGAAUUGGAAGAAAUGAAGCUUGAGCUUGAAAGGGGCUUAACUGAAGGACAAUCGAAAUUGCGAAGUGUCAUCGACUCCUCCAUCCAAGGAAGUUAUGCCUAUCAGUCGCUGAAAACUGCCGUUGAAAUCACCAUCACUUGUUUGAGCAGAGAUUCAAAUAGGCGACCUUCAAUUGAAGAUGUUCUCUGGCACCUGCAGUACUCAAUUCAAGUUCAAGAAGGAUGGACUAGCAGUGGUAAUCUCAGUGCACAAAUGUAGAUUUUUUUUCCCUGAUUCCCUAGCUUGUAUAAUUAUAAUUUCUAGAAACUUUCAUGUUUCUUUCAAUCACAAGAGUUGACUACAUAAUAAAUGUGAAUACAACUAGUGUUUACCUUA
Messenger RNA from Ziziphus jujuba (common jujube), 2918 nucleotides. RefSeq names its product probable LRR receptor-like serine/threonine-protein kinase At1g14390. Bases 576 to 2801 code for a protein of 741 amino acids. Gene Ontology annotation, molecular function: protein binding; ATP binding; protein kinase activity. Lineage: Eukaryota; Viridiplantae; Streptophyta; Magnoliopsida; Rosales; Rhamnaceae. The transcript is spliced from 7 exons. The record is from RefSeq and is a predicted model, not a curated record. Gene Ontology annotation, biological process: protein phosphorylation.